Molecule: messenger RNA, 2842 nt
Organism: Nothoprocta perdicaria
Lineage: Eukaryota; Metazoa; Chordata; Aves; Tinamiformes; Tinamidae
Gene: CEP43
Product: FGFR1 oncogene partner
Exons: 12
Coding region: 1-1113 (370 amino acids)
Biological process (GO): microtubule anchoring
Cellular component (GO): centrosome
Molecular function (GO): protein binding
Source: RefSeq, a predicted model, not a curated record
AUGGCGGGCGCGGCGGCGGAGGAGGACACGGAGCUGCGGGACCUGCUGGUGCAGACGCUGGAGAGCACCGGGGUGCUCAAUAAGAUCAAGGCAGAGCUGCGAGCAGCUGUUUUUUUGGCGCUAGAAGAGCAGGAGAAAGUAGAGAACAAAACACCUCUUGUGAAUGAAAGCUUGAAAAACUUCUUGAGUACAAAGGAUGGUCGCUUGGUAGCUGGCCUUGUUGCAGAAUUUCUACGUUAUUUCAAUCUCGAUUUUACAUUGGCUGUUUUUCAGCCGGAAUCAAGCACACUCAAUGGCCUUGAUGGUCGAGAAAACUUAGCUCGAGAUUUGGGAAUUCUAGAAGCAGAAGGUACUGUGGGUGGUCCCCUAUUGUUGGAGGUUGUUAGAAAAUGUCAGCAGAAAAAGAUUUCAGGCACUGGAGAAGUGGCUGCAGUUCUAAGUGAUGGUGUGUGCCCUUCAUCAAGAUCAUCUGAUGGAAGAUCAGGUUCACAGCCUGUACCGAGUAAGGUUGCUGAAACCACUCAAAGCGACACAAGUGUCUCGUCGGGGGACGCCACCAAAAGUAGCAUCCAUUUUCUGCCUAAUGAAACCAAGUUAGAUCCUCAACUACAAAACAAAGACUUAAAUACCAAAGAAAAAAACGAUCUGGGUGUGGAUGAGGAUGAUGCAGAGGGAGAUUCUUUUUUUGAUGAUCCCAUACCCAAACCAGAAAGAACUUACGGCUGGAAAACGGAAUCCAGUAAAGCAGGAGGUUUAGCAUCUCUUUCUGAUGCACCACCUUUAAAAAGCGGUGGGAGCUCCCUGACCAGCGCCCCUUUGCUAAAGGACCCUGAUGAUUUGAAUAGAAACUCUGUUUUGAAAGACCUGCGCUUAGUGAAUGCAAAACUCGGAUCUUUAGAAUUAGGAAAUGGAGAUGAAGAUGAGUAUGCUGAUGACUUCAACAGUACUAGUCAUCGCUCAGAAAAAAGUGAUAUCAGUAUUGGUGAAGAAAUAGAUGAAAUUUCUGUGGAAACAGAAGACUUGAAUACCAGUGAUAAACUUGAAGACAUCACGCAAGACCUUACCAUUUCUCAGUUAAGUGAUGCUGCAGAUUAUCUAGAAGAUGUCGCAUAGGGCUGGAUGGAAAAAAUGUCCCAUUGUGUUGGAUUGGAAGACUCUUGUGGACUGUUUAUUUCAGACAAUCAUUUUUUGCUGGAAUGUCCACUCCCUAUUUGUGCCUUGUGUUUCAAAAAGACUGUCAGUGGAGAGGGCUUUCAAAUAUUCUUCACGCGACCUAAAUGAAACCAUGGGUUCCUAUUUGCAUCUAAUAUCAGAAUAAKUUUUUUGUUUGAUUCAGCCAAACUUUUCACACCAGGAGUUGGAUUUUCCCAGCAGAAUGCCUGCUGCUGGCAGUGGGCAUAAUAAUCCAGUCUAUAAGAGAACAUCUACCCAGAAGCAUGUGACUUUAUUACAAACUUACACUGUUAUUGUAACAGUCUGCAUUUUUUUUUAAAGAUAACCAAAGCAAGAACCUUCAGAGGUAGUGCUUCRGCUUACACUUGCGUUAACUCAGUUUUGUUGGGACAGCAUGGAUUGCAUAAUUUAUGGAAAAUCUAACCAGAGUACUUAAUUGCUCCAGACAUACUUGAAACUGCUGUUUUUCAGAAUUUUCUGAAAGACUUCUUCUUUUUAAAGGCAUAUCAAGUUGAGAGCAUCUAAACUCACAAAUCUAUUCAGAGGAGCUGAAUUUCAUAUAAGUCUUAACUCUGAAUAUUCUUGUUUAAAUAUGUUUGUCAGACCAUUGGUGUUAAGACCUAAACUGUUUUUAUGUUUCAUCGUUUUGUCAAGGUUAACAGUUGCUAAAUUGUAAGACGUAAUUGUGUAAGGAUCCAUGAGUCAUUAAUGCACAGCAUUGAAGACAGGACAAAGACCCAAGAUGAUUUAGCUGACGGUUUGUGGAGCUUUUAUUAUUGAGAGCUCUUUGCUAUCGGCUCACUUUCAUUCUUUAAAAUCCUUGUUACGUAAAAAUAAGCGAACGAGCGCCAGAAAGUGUGAAACCACUAACCUUCUGGUUUUCAGACUGACUACAGUACAGAUUAAAAUCCAAAUAGUAAAAAAUAGCCCACUGAAGACACUGUACACACUAAAUUCUMGCUAAGAGCAACUUUUUUCUAUCUUCAUUAUGCUCUUGAAAAACAGGGUCAGCAGUGGAAACAUUGACAGCUCCUAACGAUACUGUUGUGCAUGGCGCUGCCAUAAUAUGUAGGUCAUGGACAUUUGUAAUACUGAAACAAGACUUCAAAAUGAGCACUUUCUGAAAAUACACAUGUAAGUGAAUAGAAAUGACUUAAUUGCUUUUUUAGACUUUGUAAUCUUGUUUCAAGAAAACUGUUAGCCUCUCACCACACCAUGUCCAUCUCAGAAGCAGUAUGCGAAACUAAAGCCAUUGGUUAAGCAUAUACAAGAGCUGCUGCUAGUGUUGGAUGCAGACUUAGAGCUUUUUUGCACUGGGCCAGCAGGCCUGGAGCGGUGCUGGAAAGCUGUCUUGUACAGUACUUAGAUCAUUUGCAAGGGGAGAGCAAAAGCGUGCCUUUUAUUUAUGUGCCCCCCAAAAUAGCCAGCAAAAAGCAAUGAAGUUUUAGUCAUGGUGGUUUUUUUAUUUACUUUGUGCCAUAUUGUAGCAGCAGAACACAGAGGAGAGACUUUUUUUUUUCUCACCCCCAAAGUGGAUGCGCCCUAGACGUCAAAUAGUGAAGAUCCUGUAACAUGUGGCACACCUGGUGUAUAGAAUCCUUUAAGUGUGAGAGAACCUGUGCCUCGAGAUACGUGCAAGUUUUUGUUUUGAUUUUUAAGAGCAACAGUG